AUGAAGGGUGCUAUAGUGACCGGUGGUAGCUCAGGAAUUGGCGCUGCUGUGUGUGUAGAGUUGGCUAAGCGCAACUUCCGGGUCUUUAUUUUGGGUCGAAAUGAGAGUGCCAUGAGAGAUCUAGUAACCAAAUGCGAGACGUCUGGCGGCAAAGCUGGGUAUGGCGUCGGCGAUGUGGGCGAUGAGACAGACACAACCAGACUGUACACUGAGGCCAAGACUUUUCUGGAAGCUACGCCUGAUGUUCUUGUGCUAAGUGCGGGCAUUGGGCGUUUCGGAAAUAUUGGAGAGGUACCCAUGAAGGACUUUGACGACACCUACAGAGCGAAUGUGCGCGGAGUGUUCCUGUGGUUGAACAAGGUUGUUCCUGAUAUGCGGGAGAGGAAUUCCGGGCGUAUAGUUGCUGUGUCCAGUAUAGUCGGAAUGCCGGGCAUGGCCAAGCCCACUGCAUCGGUGUACUCGUCUACAAAGGCUGCGGUUCAAGCUAUAUUCUCCAGCCUAAGAAUGGAACUGAAGGGCACUCAGAUCAAGGCUGGAACUAUCAGCCCCGGCAUGGCGAAGAUGCUAACGCCUGAGGAUGUUGCUGAGGGAGUAAUGUCGUUCGUUGAACAAAGCGAAACCAUGAACACGGAUAACGUCGUAUUGUUACCUCAAAACAUGUGA
Molecule: messenger RNA, 663 nt
Organism: Sphaeroforma arctica JP610
Lineage: Eukaryota; Ichthyosporea; Ichthyophonida
Exons: 7
Coding region: 1-663 (220 amino acids)
Cellular component (GO): membrane
Molecular function (GO): oxidoreductase activity
Source: RefSeq, a predicted model, not a curated record